AUGGUGCUGCACCGGGACCUCAACACCAGCAUCGUCACAGCGUCUGUCGCCACAGUUCUCUUUGCUCUGGUCGUGGCGGUGUUUGCUGACAACACCACUGGAACGGACGUGCUUGCCACGGUGGCCGCGUAUGCUGCGGUGUUGGUCGUGUCUGUGGCCGAGGGUCUCCUGCAGGGCGUGUUCCUGACCUUGACUGGAGUUGCCAACAGGGCCACCAAGAUGCUUGAGGCCGGAUAA
This is a messenger RNA of Anthostomella pinea, 237 nucleotides long. The record is from the annotation of a GenBank genome assembly. Lineage: Eukaryota; Fungi; Ascomycota; Sordariomycetes; Xylariales; Xylariaceae.